Messenger RNA from Parastagonospora nodorum SN15, 1470 nucleotides. RefSeq lists its product as hypothetical. NCBI's taxonomy places the organism in Eukaryota, Fungi, Ascomycota, Dothideomycetes, Pleosporales, Phaeosphaeriaceae. The coding region runs from base 127 to 1275 and encodes 382 amino acids. The transcript has a single exon. The record is from RefSeq and is a predicted model, not a curated record. Gene Ontology annotation, molecular function: oxidoreductase activity, acting on paired donors, with incorporation or reduction of molecular oxygen; monooxygenase activity; iron ion binding.
GGACCCACCGUCAGACUCGCGCCCAACAGGUAUAGCAUCAACGACCCAGAAGCAACCCGAGUCCUUUUGGGUCACCACAAUGCCCUGAAUAAGUCGAACUACUAUAUUCCAUUCGGCGAUCCUUCCAUGACCAACGCCUUCACCGAGCUUGAUAUACAUACCCAUGCCAAGAUCAGACGUCCAACGGCCCACUUGUAUGCCAAUACCAAUCUACUCUCGUACGAGCCAUUCGUCGACGCAUGCAAUAGCAUUCUCGUCAAAAGACUUCGCGAAUACUCCUGGACUGGGAAACGCCUCGAUGUCCGCGAACUGAUGCAAUACUACGCUUUCGACGUCAUUGGCGAAAUCACAAUGGGCUCUCGGUUCGGCCUGAUGGAGGAAGAUGGUGACAGCACCGGAGUGAUCAGCGCUCUCGACGAGAGCUUGUCUCACGGCAGUAGAAUCGGUUUGAUUCACGAACUGCACUCCGUGAUGCUCAGUCUCACCAAAAUCUUUAAGCUCAGAAACCCUUUUGCAAAUGUACAGCACUUCAUCGACACAAAAGUACAGGACCGCGCUUCUGGACGCACCAAAAGUCCGGACGACAGACAGGAUUUCCUAGAUAAAUUGCUCCCUCUAGAGGCGUCUGGGAAAUGCACGCGUUCCGAUACGCUCACGGCUUGCGGCGCGAACAUUGGGGCUGGCUCGGACACUACGGCUAUCUCGCUCACUGCUGCAAUUGGGUAUCUCGCUAUGUGUCCAGAUGCGCUGGCGAAGCUGCGAGAAGAGCUCAACAGUGCAGAUGCACCAGACCCGUUAUCAUUCAAGGAUGCACAAAAGCUACCGUACCUGCGUGCAGUCAUUUAUGAAUCUCUGCGCAUGCAUCCAGCUGUUGGCGCGCCUUUGACACGCGUGAUAGGCCCUGGUGGUUUACAACUCGCCGGCUACUUCUUCCCGCCCGGCACGGAUGUUGGUGUGAAUGCAUGGGUCGUGCAUCGCGACACUUCCAUCUUCGGUGCAGACGCAGAUAAGUUCAAUCCGGACCGAUGGCUGACUGAAGAUUCGGAGAAGCGCUCGAACAUGGAGCGAAAUUGGCUGCCGUUUGGAGCGGGACCAAGGGUGUGUCUGGGCAAGAACAUCAGUCUCUUGGAGAUGUACAAGGUGAUCCCUCAGAUUGCAAGGAAGUUCGAUUUUGAGAUUUUGGAUGACAGCGGCAAGGGAGGGUAUAGCUGGAAAACGCUGUGGUUUACGAAACAGAACUUGGCAUGUGUUGUCAAAGAAAGGACGAUCGCUUAGGUACUGUAAUCUACACAGAGUUUGACAUAGCCACGUCAUGACUUGUGCGAAAAAGCAAAAAGAUGAGUGAAGAGAGGGCAAAAAGAAGGACAGAAGAAGGACGUAAGAAGGACAAAAGAACGGCUAGCCUUGCCUUAGGCAAAAUCCUUUUUCAGAUUCGAUACUGUAGAAUAUAGUUUCCACUGCCGAAAACCC